This is a messenger RNA of Pochonia chlamydosporia 170, 1152 nucleotides long. Its product is annotated as zinc transporter protein. The record is from RefSeq and is a predicted model, not a curated record. Lineage: Eukaryota; Fungi; Ascomycota; Sordariomycetes; Hypocreales; Clavicipitaceae. Gene Ontology annotation, molecular function: high-affinity zinc transmembrane transporter activity. The coding region runs from base 1 to 1152 and encodes 383 amino acids. Gene Ontology annotation, biological process: zinc ion import across plasma membrane. The transcript has a single exon. Gene Ontology annotation, cellular component: plasma membrane.
AUGGCUGACUCGGGCUCUUCCUUCAACGCCAGCUCCGUCGACUUAGACAACACGCCAUUAGUCGACAUCAUCUGCUACCUCAACGAAAGCGGCAAUGACUACGACGACAGACUAGGCUUGCACAUUGCAUCAAUCUUUGUAAUUCUCGUUGUCUCCACUGCAGUUACAUUCUUCCCCGUCCUCGCGACCCGGAUUCGACGCCUGAAAAUCCCCUUGUCAGUGUAUCUCUUUGCUCGAUACUUUGGCGCCGGCGUCAUCAUCGCAACUGCGUUCGUGCACCUCCUCGAUCCGGCUUAUGAAGCCAUUGGACCUGCAAGCUGCGUCGGAUUAACAGGAGGAUGGUCGACUUACUCCUGGCCGCCGGCCAUUGCCCUGUCUUCAGCCAUGAUCAUCUUCCUGUUGGACUUUCUCGCUGAAUACUACGUCGAGAAGCACUACGGGCUUGCCCACUCCCCAGUUGAGAAUAUCAUCACCGAUGCGCCUGGUGCGAAUGGCAAUGGCACAAAUCCUCACGCUUCGCACAUGCACCUCCACUCUGCGGAUCAGGAUGAGCAAACAAAAGACAUCAACCUUGUCCCGGUGAGCAAGGGUGAGAAAUUCGACAGCGACUACGAAGAGUUGGCGCAUCUUGUGGGCGAUUCUGAAGAGAUUCAGAAGGCAUUCCGGUCGCAGAUAUCGGCGUUUCUGGUACUUGAAUUUGGUGUCAUCUUCCACAGCGUCAUUAUUGGCUUGAAUCUCGGCGUAGCGGGAGGCGAUGACUUUAACACGCUGUUUCCAGUGCUGGUGUUCCACCAGUCGUUUGAGGGUCUGGGUAUCGGCGCUCGUCUGAGUGUGAUUCCUAUCCCUACGAAGUGGAAGUGGCUGCCCUGGGUUCUUUGCUUGGCAUAUGGCCUGACGACUCCCAUCUCCAUUGCCAUUGGGUUGGGUUUGCAUAAUACAUAUAACGGAAACUCUUAUACUGCAAGUGUGGUUUCUGGCGUGUUGGAUUCCAUAUCUGCUGGGAUUCUCAUCUACACGGGGCUUGUGGAGAUGCUUGCGCGGGACUUUUUGUUCAAUCCUAAUCGGACGACUAAUAAGAAGCGGCUUGCGUUGAUGCUUGUGUCGCUGUAUCUUGGGUGUGGGAUUAUGGCUUUGAUUGGUCGAUGGGCUUGA